CACAGCCAAUAAGGGGUGAAAGAAAGUGAAGCCAGGCCUCUCAGCCAGUAGCACCAAUACUGCAUCUGAGCCAGUGCCUACGACAAAAGAAAACGAAAACCAGCAGACCAUGACACCUGAAUGGAGCGAUUGUGGCGCAGCCGGAUCAGACGGCAAGCCCAGCGGUGGCGUCGAUGCUCGGGAGCGCCACAAGCUCGCCGAACGUGAACGCCGUAAGUCCAUGCGAGAGCUCUUCCUAUCUCUCCAUGCUCUCCUCCCUCACGCCAACACAGUCCGGAAAGAACAGUCGGCCAUCCUUGACGAGAUAAUCAAAUACAUCCCCUUAGCUGCUGCUCGCCUUCGCUCACUUCAGAACCGAGGGGAUUCUCCCUCCAGCUCCGGCAUCUCCAAGGCCUCGCCGACUGUUCUUGUCUCCGACCGUAACUCGACCUCGCCCAACUCUACAGACUGCGACAUCCGAGUCGCUCCCGAGUCUUCCUCCUCUGUGGCCAUUCGUAUACGAGGGGACCGCGUCAACGUUUCUCUGUCCGAUACCAGGGGUAAUUCAAAGGCAUUCUUACUAUCUGCCAUCUUCGAUGAGCUCGAAGCUCAUCAACUUGAGCUUAUCCGAUCUACCCAUUGUCGUGAUGGAAACAAAAUACUUCAUCAUUCUGAAAGCAAGAUUUGCGAUGGGUUGGAUAGAUCUCCAGCUUUGUUGAAAGCAAGACUGCAAGAACUAGCUUGCAAACUGCACCGGCUUAGAAACUCAUCCUCGCUUAAGGAAUCUUUUGACCAGCUAGACUAGACUAAAUUGAUUCACGUCAUCAUUCAGCUAUAGUCUUCUCUCUCUGAGUCUCUGUCUGUUUGAAGUUGAUAAAUGUAAUUAAAUAAUAGUCGGGAUCAAGGGAUUAAGGCUGGGUUGAGCUUUCAUCAAUCUCAAGUUGUUUUUGUUGUUUAUGGCACCCCAUCUAUCCCUUCAAAUCCCGAAGAGACGGCUUAUCGGGAAAAAAAAAAUCACGAAGAGGCGUUUAGAUUAAAAAAAAAAAAAAUUGCCAUUGAAAUGAAAUAUGAAUGGAUCGUCCGUUCUCAUUUAUAUUGUUCUUGUUAUCAGGACAGCUUAUCUUUGUUUAAUUUGUUUAUGGAAAUUAUUAGACCAUGUGAUUGUCCACGCAUUAAUCUAUGAGAUCUGACU
Molecule: messenger RNA, 1171 nt
Organism: Nelumbo nucifera (sacred lotus)
Lineage: Eukaryota; Viridiplantae; Streptophyta; Magnoliopsida; Proteales; Nelumbonaceae
Biological process (GO): regulation of DNA-templated transcription; endosperm development
Molecular function (GO): protein dimerization activity; DNA-binding transcription factor activity
Source: RefSeq, a predicted model, not a curated record